ACAAAUGUAGCCAAUACAUCUUUAUUAUUGUCUAUCUCAAUAAAUAGAGAUGUAAUGACGGAUGUCCUGAGAACUGCAGAUGUCCUCACCAGUAAUGAUGCAAUUGAUUCAUGGAGUACUUUGAACAAAAAUGAUAUUAAAAACAUCACGUCAUCAAGAAGCAACAACCCUGAUGCAAAAAGUUCCAGCUCAUCAUUUUUACAGUCUCUUGAGAUUAUAACAUCCCGUCUUACCAGUGACUCUUUCAACAUCAGCACACCUCUUAUUCUCUUGAACAAAACCACAUUCACAGAUACUUUUAGCAGUGACUUUAAUUCCUCGGUGGCGGUAGACAUACCAAAGUCUGAUGGAAGAAACAAGUCAAUAACUGUGAUAACAUUUGCCUCCAUGAACAACGUCCUUCCUCCAAGAGAUAAAGUCAAUUCAUCAGUUAAUGUUAUCAAUGGAAAGGUUGCACUUAUCCAGUCCAAUGGUACAAAAAACAUUUCUAUAACAUUUGAUACUCUAAAUGACACUCUGGGGAAUCCGCAGUGUGUUUUUUGGAACUUCAGCCUCUACGAUGGUCUGGGAGGAUGGGACACUGAGGGCUGCUUCUUGGUGUUCAAUGUAAACGAAACUGUCAGCUGUAACUGCAACCAUCUCACCUCGUUCUCUAUCCUAAUGUCACCCAACAUCCGCAAUGACCCUGCCUUGGACUACAUAACCUACAUUGGAGUUGGCAUAUCCAUGGGUUCCUUGGUGAUAUGUCUCAUCAUAGAAGGUGUCAUAUGGAAAAAAAUAAGAAUGAACACUACGUCUUACUUGCGCCACGUUUCCAUUGUGAACAUCGCCGUUUCUCUCCUGAUUGCAGACAUUUGGUUUAUUAUUGGAGCGGCUAUUUCUGAUCAGAACAACACAUCAGCAUGCUCUGCAGCAGUUUUUUUUAUCCACUUUUUCUACCUUGCUAUGUUCUUCUGGAUGCUAGCCUCAGCUCUGCUGUUGCUCUACCGCACCAUCAGUGUCUUUGAUGGAGGCUUAUCUAAGAUGUCAAUGCUGGCUAUUGGAUUUUCUCUGGGAUAUGGUGCACCUCUCAUCAUUGCAGUCAUAACAGUAGCUGUAACAGCACCUAAAGAUACAUAUAUCCGAGAAAAUGCAAUCUUCUGGCUUAACUGGGACGAGUCCAAAGCUCUGCUGGCAUUUGUGAUCCCUGCACUGUUGAUAGUGGUGAUAAACCUCAUAAUCCUGUUUGUGGUAAUAUACAAGAUGUUAAGGAGGAGGGUGUCCACGACUGCUUCACAAGCAGGUGAGAAGCAUGUUCUGCUGGUAAUUGUCAGAAGUUUGGCUGUGCUCACCCCAAUUUUUGGACUAACUUGGGGUCUGGGAGUUGGAACCAUGCUCAACCCAGAUAAUGACGAAAUCCAUAUUGCAUUUGCAUUUUUCAAUUCACUGCAGGGUUUCUUCAUUUUGGUGUUUGGAACACUGUUGGACAAAAAGGUGCGAUCUGAAAUAGCAGCAAUGUCACAAUCUUCCCAGAGCGGGACGAGGAGCACCAAUGCUGGAAAAUAAUUCAGUAAACUGGGAUUCUUAUGGCUAUGGAGAUGAGGAAAAGAUUCUUCAGGUGGCUACAAUGUGUCAUCAAAUUUAUCCAGCGACUCAUUCAACAACACCUAAUAAUACACUGCUCAGUUUAAAAAGACAAAUCAGACUUUUUGUUCUUAACAGCUUCAUAAUACAUUGGUCUGAACUUUUAUAUACCAUCCAAAACAAGAUUUAAUUAGAUCUUUCUGGAUUUGGUUUGUCAAUAAUGAAGGAAGCAAUAAUCACGUCUUCUUGUAAAACUAUUACAACUUUAUAAAAUAUUUAAUAUUGUAGUCCUAACUGCUUUUUUUUUUCUUUAGUAUUUUUCAUGAGAUUUACUUCCUCAUAUCUUUUUUAAGUUUUCAUCUUUUGCAAGAGUUAAGUGAUUUUUGUAUAUUAUUAGACUAGAUUUUAAUACUCUGGUCAGACUUUUGCUGAUUCUAAAUCUAAGGGCUCAUUCACACCAACAUUUUUUAUUUGAAUUCUAGUCUGUUUGCUCAGAUAGUUUGCUUCAUUUGGGGUAUUGUGAAGGUGCAAAUGAACUCUGAUUUGGAUCUUAAAGGUGGACUCGGUCUGCCUAUGAAUGUGGUUCUCAGUCAGUAAAAUGUCUGAUUUGUU
Messenger RNA from Melanotaenia boesemani (Boeseman's rainbowfish), 2175 nucleotides. Its product is annotated as adhesion G-protein coupled receptor F1. Lineage: Eukaryota; Metazoa; Chordata; Actinopteri; Atheriniformes; Melanotaeniidae. Gene Ontology annotation, cellular component: membrane. Bases 55 to 1545 code for a protein of 496 amino acids. Gene Ontology annotation, biological process: cell surface receptor signaling pathway; G protein-coupled receptor signaling pathway. Gene Ontology annotation, molecular function: G protein-coupled receptor activity. The record is from RefSeq and is a predicted model, not a curated record. The transcript is spliced from 6 exons.